Molecule: messenger RNA, 1172 nt
Organism: Coniophora puteana RWD-64-598 SS2
Lineage: Eukaryota; Fungi; Basidiomycota; Agaricomycetes; Boletales; Coniophoraceae
Product: cap binding protein
Exons: 5
Coding region: 220-1131 (303 amino acids)
Biological process (GO): translational initiation
Cellular component (GO): eukaryotic translation initiation factor 4F complex
Molecular function (GO): translation initiation factor activity; RNA 7-methylguanosine cap binding
Source: RefSeq, a predicted model, not a curated record
CGCUCACCUGCCUGUACACCGAAAACUCAAAUUUCACGCCCCUGACCUUCUCUAGAGCGCGACAUAAUCUUCGUGCACUCCCCCGAUCCCUCCACUGUUAACGUUUAUUCUCGAUUACUGCUCAGAAUCAAGCUUGCAGCUUGCACACAUUGAUUGAAUAUCAGCCCUAGACUCCUCAACUCGGACCCCUUUCCACCCUUCUCUGCUCCUUCUCCCAUCAUGUCUGCCACAUCUUCCCCCCUUCCUCCCGCAGCCCUUCAGGCAUCCAAAGCUGCUCUCUCUGCAGUCCUUGCAGAAAAUGCUCAGACGACCGCAAGUCCCGAGAACUCGGACAAUGAGCAGGGCGAAGUCCAGGAGAUCGACAUGCAAGCUCAGGCUGACGAGAUCCGCACUGUCUUCAGCGAUCCAACCAACUUUAACGUCAAGCAUCCUCUCUACUCCCCGUGGACACUUUGGUUUGAUUCCCCCGCGACCAAAGGACGCAACCUCCCUCAAACUCCUAUAUCCUCAUUUCCUCAAACGCCCCUACCCCAGACCCCAGGUAAUGUUGCAGCUCUGGGGUGGAUGGAAGAUAUCAAAAGAGUCAUCACCUUCGACAGUGUCGAGGAGUUCUGGGGUUUGUACAACCACAUCGUUGCUCCUUCACAUCUCCCACAAAAGGCCAACUACUAUCUAUUCAAGGAAGGGAUUAUCCCUGCCUGGGAAGACGAUGCCAACAAAAAUGGUGGCAAGUGGAGCAUACAGCUCCCCAAAGACAAGAAUCGUUCAAAUAUCGAUAAAAUGUGGCUCUUCACGAUGCUGGCUGCCAUCGGAGAGACGUUUGACCCAUACCUGACCAGUGGCGAGGCCACCGAGCCUCACCCGCAGUCGCUUGUGACCGGUGUCAUUGUGUCGACGCGUCCGCAGUUUUACCGGUUAUCGAUAUGGACGAGGCUGGCACCUACGGGGCAAGGUGACGAGGACGAUAAGCUGCGGGAGCGGAUAGAGGCGAUGGGACGGAACUUUAAGACGAGUGUGCUCGGGUAUAGCGAGAGCCAGAAGCUCCAGGGCCCGUUGGCAACCGAGGUGGAGUUCCUUUCGCACAAGGACUCGGAGAAGAAGGGGAAGGCUGCUAAGAAGAUUGUCAUCUAAUGGCUGUGGUAGGACAGUAGACACGUGUUUAAUUUAUCGGC